AAUCUAAACAUGAUUGAAUUGUGUGUGUAUUUGGCUUUUUAGCCACUGGUGCUUAUGAUUGUGAUAAUGGAAGCUUUUUUAUAAUUCUCAUAAUUUUUCAAGAUUCAAAGCAUACCCUCUCCCUCUCUCUCUCUUUUCUCUUUUUUUCUACAUACCCACUUCUCUAAAUUCUAAAACACCAAAACCCCACUUUCAAAAACCAUGAAACUCUCCCAAUCCCAUAGUAGAAAAGCUCAAAAGCCAGAACUUUUGCCCAUCAAAACAGAUUAGUCCAAAAACCCAGUACUCAAAAACUUCAAAACUUUCAUUCCAUAUAGCUGAAUGGUUUGGUUUGAUUGAGUUUGAGCCACCAUUAACAAUGUUGGACACCAUGAUCCCAUCGUGUUUUAGCCAGCCAAACACGCCCUCAACCACUUCUCAAGUGCCUAACCAGAACCUCAUAACCUGCAUAUACCAAACUCAGCUAUGUAACUCUCCAACUUACUUGACUCUUACAUGGUCAAAGUCUAUGUUUACUCACUCUCUCACCAUCUACGCCCCUGACUUAUUCUCCAUCACCAUACCUCUUCAACCGUCGACCUUCUCGUUAUUCGGAGCCCGACCCGGAUCCAAAUCCAUAUACUUGACCCACCACCAUUACCAAAAGAUCAAGCUUUACUGGGACUUCACUAGAGCUGAGUUCGCCACCAACUCGGCCGAGCCUGACUCUUGCUUCUACGUCGCUAUUACCUGCAAUGCCAAGUUGGAAUUCUUCCUUGGUGAUCUCCUCGACGAGUUGACUCAGCGCACGGGGCUGGUAACUCGGCAGGUACUGCCCAUCGUACCAGCUUUGCUUUCGAGACGAGAGCACGUGUUUGGACGCAGGAACUACGCGUCCCGAGCUAUGUUUUUGGGGUCCAAACACGAGAUUGGGAUAGAGUGCGGCGGCGGUACGCUGAAAGUCAAAGUCGACGGUGAAACCUGCCUCGUCGUUAAAAGACUCGCCUGGAAAUUCAGAGGGAACGAGAAAAUCUACGUGAGUGGAAUCGAAGUCGAGUUCUUCUGGGAUGUUUUCAACUGGGUAAGUAACGGUAAUAACGGUAAUGGACAUGGGGUGUUUGUCUUCCAAGUUGGUGAUGGCGGGGUUUGGCCGGAGAUGGUUGGCCCAGAAAAGAGGCUGUUGAGGAAGAGCUUGUCGUCGGCGACGGCUCCGGCGGGUAGCUCUGCGUCAAUGGCGGCUUCGUCGUCGAAUUCGCCGUCGUGUUCGAGUGUGCUGCAAUGGGCGGAGGAGAGUAGCGAUGGAGGAAGGAGUUCGUGUUCUUCAUCUACUAGAUCAUGUAGUACUGGUAGUAAUGGCGGUUUUUCUCUGUUGCUUUACGCUUGGAGAAAAGAUUGAAAAAAAAAACUUUCUCAUUUGUGAAAAUAUAUGGUAAUUAAGUUAUUAAUUGUUUAUUCUUAUAAUAUGAUAAAAUGAUAUGAAUUUGGAAACGAUUCUUUGUUUUGUUAAUUACUGCUCGUUUUGUAAAAUAUAUAUUCCAGUAUUUUUGGAAAAACAUUCAUCAUAACAAUUUUGUUCCCAAGAACAUACCAUUUUUUGUUUUGAUUAUGUGCUAAUAAUAAUGGCUUUGAUGGUUUUUCCAGCUUUAGUUUAA
This is a messenger RNA of Humulus lupulus (European hop), 1631 nucleotides long. RefSeq lists its product as uncharacterized. The transcript has a single exon. The record is from RefSeq and is a predicted model, not a curated record. NCBI's taxonomy places the organism in Eukaryota, Viridiplantae, Streptophyta, Magnoliopsida, Rosales, Cannabaceae. The coding region runs from base 359 to 1375 and encodes 338 amino acids.